This is a messenger RNA of Brassica rapa (field mustard), 1649 nucleotides long. RefSeq names its product histone-lysine N-methyltransferase ATXR4. Gene Ontology annotation, molecular function: protein binding. Gene Ontology annotation, cellular component: nucleus. Lineage: Eukaryota; Viridiplantae; Streptophyta; Magnoliopsida; Brassicales; Brassicaceae. The record is from RefSeq and is a predicted model, not a curated record.
GUCAAGAAUUGAAGGAGAAAACUGUACAAGGGUUUUUUUGUCACGAUCAAAACUGUCUGGGGCCUUUUUGGAAAACUAUAAUUCUAGUAUGUUCCUACAUUCUUAAGCUAGCAUGUGGUUUUAAACCAAACUAAAACGAUCCGAAAUUUUAUGCUACUUUGGCUAGUUCGGUUAUCAGUUCAAUUUGGUUAUCGGUUAUUUUUUUUCUAAAAAAAAAUUUAAACCGAAUUAACCAAAAUUUUAAACUGAAUUAACUAAAAUUUUGGACCGAAUUAAUCGAAAUUACUCAAAUUUAACCAAACUUUUAAUCAAAAUUUAGUUUAAACUCAAAUCUUCGAUUAAUUUUAGUAGGAAAUUUAAAAUAGAAUUAUCUGAAUAUGAGACUUAAAUAAUAAUCCGAAAAUUUUAAAAAUUCGUAUAUUUUACUUUUCUUUGGUUCAAUUCGAACCAAACUACCCAAACUACUCGAACGGGGAGGCCUACUUAAGCCAGUCAUUACCAACAUGCGAAAAUGACAGAACAAAGACUCUGAAGAAACAGAAAAUGUCGCGGUUUGCUUUAGGUCGUUAUAGCCGUUACCUCUCGCGCCUUAAACCUCUGCCUCAUCUGAACAAGCCUUUCCCUUUCUCUUCCUCUGCUGCUUCGAGUCAAGAUGGUGCCGCUUGUCACACCGGUCCGCCACCGAUCCGGGUCGGACUCACCGAGUCAGCGGGUCGGGCUGUUUUCGCAACGCGCAGAAUCGGUUCCGGAGAUCUCAUACACACGGCGAAGCCUGUCUUAACUUGCCCUUCUCUCCUCUCGCUCGACUCAGUUUGCUAUCUUUGCCUCAAGAAACUCAUGGGCUCUGCUAAGUUUCGAGAUCGUGGUGUCUCUUAUUGCAGCCAAGAGUGCCAAGACAACGCAAAGGGGUUUUAUGAUGUUGAAACUAGAGGAGAUUGGUCAAGUUUCGUUGAUUAUUGUAGGACGCACAACUUCAAGUACCCGCUUAUGGUCAAGAGGUUGAGCUGUAUGGUAAUAUCAGGUGCCCUGUCCGCUGACUGUCUUGACAUACUCCAACCAGCUACAUUAUCUUCUGCCAUGAUUUCAAAAAUAGAAGAUGGUUAUGGCUUGCUAUGGAAUGCAUUCAGGAAGGCAAAUUUCACGGAGGACGAUGUUGCUUUUUUAACUAAACAAUGGUAUACGGGCAUUCUCGCCCGGAUCCGUAUCAACGCAUUUCGUAUUGAUCUAGUUGGAGGCUCAUGUGGAGAAGACCUUCUUUCACUGGCUACAGCGUCUGUUGAAGGUGAAGGUGCGGUUGGCCAUGCCGUUUAUAUGUUACCUUCCUUCUACAAUCACGACUGUGACCCCAAUGCACACAUAUUCUGGUUGCAGAACGCGGAUGCAAGGUUGAUGACUCUCCGCGAUGUUGAAGAAGGGGAAGAGCUUCGGAUAUGUUAUAUAGAUGCAAGCAUGGGAUAUGAGGCUAGGCAAACACUUCUCUCUCAAGGCUUUGGCUUCUGCUGCAACUGCUUACGCUGCCAGUCUAGGGACUGAUUAACUCUUUCCCUUUCUAGGCAUCGUUUCCUUUCAUGUGUGUCUUAGUGUAAUAAGAGGAAUCAACAAUAUAAAUAAUGCAUAUGGUUAAAAAAAUGUGGUUUUUGGUUCGGUUA